This is a messenger RNA of Hippopotamus amphibius kiboko, 7091 nucleotides long. It is a transcript of the gene IMP3, whose product is annotated as IMP U3 small nucleolar ribonucleoprotein 3. Gene Ontology annotation, biological process: rRNA processing. The record is from RefSeq and is a predicted model, not a curated record. Gene Ontology annotation, cellular component: Mpp10 complex; small ribosomal subunit; small-subunit processome. The transcript has 2 exons. The coding region runs from base 66 to 620 and encodes 184 amino acids. Gene Ontology annotation, molecular function: snoRNA binding; rRNA binding; structural constituent of ribosome. NCBI's taxonomy places the organism in Eukaryota, Metazoa, Chordata, Mammalia, Artiodactyla, Hippopotamidae.
CGGAAGUCACCCGGGCGCCGCAACGCGCGCUGAGCUUCUGUUGCUGCAGGAUCCGAGCCGCCAUCAUGGUGCGGAAGCUUAAGUUCCACGAGCAGAAGCUGCUGAAGCAGGUGGACUUCCUGAACUGGGAGGUCACCGAUCACAACCUGCACGAGCUGCGCGUGUUGCGGCGCUAUCGGCUGCAACGGCGCGAGGACUACACGCGCUACAACCAGCUGAGCCGUGCCGUGCGCGAGCUGGCGCGGCGCCUGCGCGAUCUGCCUGAGCGCGACCCGUUUCGCGUGCGCUCCUCGGCCGCGCUGCUGGACAAACUGUAUGCUCUCGGCCUGAUCCCCACGCGCGGGUCGCUGGAGCUCUGCGAUUUCGUCACGGCCUCGUCCUUCUGCCGCCGCCGCCUGCCCACCGUGCUCCUUAAGCUGCGCAUGGCGCAGCACCUCCAGGCCGCCGUGGCAUUCGUGGAGCAGGGCCACGUGCGCGUGGGCCCCGACGUGGUCACCGACCCCGCCUUCCUUGUCACGCGCAGCAUGGAGGACUUCGUCACCUGGGUUGACUCGUCCAAGAUCAAGCGGCACGUGCUGGAGUACAAUGAGGAGCGUGAUGACUUCGAUCUGGAAGCCUAAAGGAUCUUCCCUCGCCAGGACUGCAUUUUACAGAUGGGGAAGCUGACCUGAGGCCUGAGAUUCUGUGAAGGCGCUCUCCCCAAGAGUGUCAGUCAAUGGUCUGUUCUUAAGAACUUGGCUUCUCAGCUACAGGCCACGCACAAAAUUUUCUUAACCUUUUGGACAAUUGGUAGUUAAAUGACUGCCUAAGAGACAGUGGGAAGCGGUUUUGUGCUGCCCCGGGGAAUUGUUCCAUUCUUGUACCUACAGCAUUGUAGUAUGAAAGCAAGGACUUGCGAGGGCGGUGGGGGGGGGGGGUGACUACCUCCGCCCCUAGCUUUUCUUUCAUUUCGCUGCACCAGGACGGUUUAGUUUAAUUUAUUUAACUCGAAUUCUUGCUCUUGUUCUUGAUUAAGCUGUGUACAGCUGUUGAAGAGUUUGGUCUUAAGUUUGCAUAAAGUGGAUGAGAUUUUAGUGUUCAGAGUCCUUUCUCUUUAAAAGAAUGCUCUCCUAAUGCCAAUAAAUGGCCUAACUGCUUUUUAAGUGCAAAUUUUUGUCUGGGUUUCUCAAGUAGGAGAGAUGUUUCUCACAUAGAUGAUUGUCACAUCUAUAGGUCUCCCUGGCUCAGGAGCCCAGAGAAGGAGCAGAGCAACAGCAGCAAUCUGCCUGUGGGUGAAGCCUGCAGCAGGGCCCACUUAGGGAGGCUGCAGGAUGUUAUACAGGGCUGGGCAAAUUUGUCACUUUACCAAUCCCUUCCUUGGAAUGAGUGUUUUGGCAGGGCUCUUCCCCACAGGACUUCCUGUUGAUAUUCUAGCCCCAGGAAAUACCGUAUUAGAGGGCUGAAGUGUUUGCUUGCCUAAGGAAAUAAUCACCGUGUAGCUUGGCCAUCUAGCGGUUAGAAGUGGCCCAGGAGAUUCCAGGGCUGCCUGCCCAGAGCAGCACCUGCACAGUCUCUGCCCAUCACAGCCUGCCAUCACUCCCUGCCCAGCCUAUAAUUUAGACAGAGGUUAAUGCUAAUUCCCCAGUUGGAAUGGGUUUUACUGAAAGAAGCAAAGGAUGGCUUGGGAGUCAGGGAGCCUAGCCUGAUGACAGUGGGGGGAUAUGAAGCAAAAGGAUCUGCUCUAAUCCAUCCCCCUCACUGGAAGGGAGAGUAGGGAGACGACCUCAUUUACCCAAGACUUCUACAAGAAUAGUAGAAUGCCAAGACCAGUGGAUUGCUUUUCUGUAUGCCUUCUCCAUUUCCCCAGGUGUAAGGCAGCAUUUGGUGAAGAAACAAACAAGGGAAGGUGACACUGGGGAUGACAGUAAAAGCAAAUGCUGCUAUAUGUCAGGCACUAAGUGCAUUACAUAUCUUAAUCCAUUUAAUCCAACAAUCCAAUGAUAUGGGAAGCACAAUUCUCUACUUUUCAGAUGAGGGAACUGAAGCAGAGAUUGGUUGAACUUCCUCAGAUUGCAUAGCUGAUAAGUGGGAGCUGGAAUGCUCCUUUAAGAGUCCUCCGGACUUUGGCAUAGCUAGCCCUUGGGAUACAUCAGAGUUUAGAGAGAGUCCCUGAAUCUGAGUUUCCAAGCCAGCAGAGAAGCAGCAGCACUAGGUAAUGUGGUCCGUCCCCAGCAGAGUGCUGUGUAAAGAUUUGAACAAGGAGCGGGCAUUGAGCUGCCAAGACUUGACUAACAUUCGUUGAGGCCCUGCCUCUGCUGGGCUGCUAUUUGCUCUUCCCAACAACCCUGACAGGUGGGUGGUGUUAUUCACACCUUUUCAGUUUGGCAAACAGAUUUGGGACAAGAACUUGUCCAAGGCUGGGGUUCAAGUCCAGGCUCAUACAACUCCAAAGGCCAUGUUCUUUUCAGUGCCUUUUCUUUUCCAUUCCUUUAGGAGAGGAAGGAGAGAGAAUCCCACUCCUCAGCUCUAGUGGCUGGGCAAAACCUUCACCCAUUUGAGGAGUGUCCUCAGGGCUCCCAGAAUUAGAGAUCUCAUAAGUGGGAGAGCUCUGAGGCUCUAGAAAGCAGGAACCCCCUGUGGCCAUCCGACUCUCACCAGGCCCCACAGGGCAAGGCAAGUAGACUGGUCCCUUUGGAGUCGUUGAAUCCUGCUCUUAUAGCCCAAGCAGAUAUAACUUCAAAGUUCGCUUGAAGGAAACUGGGUUUAGGAACUUAGGAGUAAAAUUCAAGAUUCUUUAGAAAAGCUAUUCCUUCUCUCUUUUGAGGGAAGAUGGGAAAGAAAUGACUUACCAGAAUUUGUAACCAGAAACUUUGGGCUUUAAAAAAAAAAAAGCACAAGACAAGGGAUUCAGAAGGAGGCUCGAGCUGGACUGCCAGGUCAGAACUGGGCCUUCUGUGCAUAAUUAGGUGUGUAACAUUGAUUAUUUUACUUAGCCUCUCUGUGCCUCCAUUUUCCUUGUCACAAAUGGUAAUAUAUGGUGGGGGGGGGGGGGAAUGGGAAUUAUUGUUUAAUGGGUCCAGAAUUUGGCAAUGAAAAAAUUUGGAAAUAGUGGUGAUAAUUGCACAACAUUGUGAAUUUAAUUAAUGCCACUGAACUGUACACUUAAAAAUGGCUAAAAUGACACAUUUUAUGUUAUAUAUAUGUAUAUAUGUGUGUAUAUAUAUAUAUAUACUUACCAUAGUUUUUAAAAAGUGAAAAAAAGUGGAGUGGGUAAUAAUAGUACUGACAUUAAAAAUCAUUGAGAGGAGUAAAUGGCUUCAUUCCCACAAAGCCCUUAGAGAAGCUCCUGGCAUGUGAUAAAACCCCAACGCUGAGCUCCCCCACCCCCUUAUCUCUCCCCAGGCCACAGAAGUACAGGGAGCGAAACAUGUUACAGCAAAAAAGCCUAAUGGAUUCAAAAAUGUAAACAGUGGGCAGGAGGGCAAAUUGGUACAACCUCUCAGGAGGGCAGUUUUACAACAUAUAUCAAGAACCUUAGAAACAUACAUUACAUACACAUACCCCCUGACCUAGAACUGCCACUUUCAAGAAUUCAGCUUAUAUAUAUUAUGGAUAUUUGCAAAAAAUUCAUUACAGGGAUAUUCAUCACCAUGUUUAUAAUAGAAUAAAAUAGGGAAAAAUUGAAAAUGUGUCCAGAGGGGACAGGUUAAAUUAUUGGAUAUCUUUAUGAUGAAGUGCAACUAUUAAAAAUUAUUGUAGCAAGAUAUUUAAGGCCUCAAAAAGUUAACAGUUAAAUAAAACAUAGAACUACCAAUAGAAUCCCAUUUUUCUGAAGACAAAUAUAAUCGUAGACAAAAUAAUGGAUAUAUUGUCUCUGAGUAGUAGUAGUGGUGGUGAUUUUACUCUUUUUCUUUGUGCUUUUCAGUAUUCUCCAACUUUUCUAUGAAGACUGUGCAUUAUACUAAGAUAAAUAUUACCGUUUUGUGUGAUCUCAGUCUGAAGUUGAUACCUGUGGCAAGUUUUCGGAAAAGGAACAUUUAGCUUUAAAAAGCAGUGUCUAAUCAAAGAGCAAAUGAAAUGGUCUCAUUAAAAGAGAGGAGUGAUGCUAACCUGGCUGCCCUCAGAAAGAGGUUUGGACAAAGAGAUCAGUGAGCUGAGAACUGGGAAUCAUUUCUCCCCCAAAUUCAGUGAGUCAAAGAAAGGUCAGUUUCUGGGUGCGGGGUGGGGAGCAGCGCUGAGGGGUUGGGGGGGAUGAAUUGGGAGAUUGGGAUUCACAUAUAUACACUACUUGUGUAUAAAAUAGAUGACAAGAAAAAAAAUCACAUUGUACACUUUAAAUAUAUGCAGUUUAUUGUAUGUCUAUAUCUCAAUAAAACUCUUUUUAAAAGGAAAAAGAAAAAAAAAAGGAAGAAGGGUCACCUUGGGAAUUUCCUGUGGUCCAGUGGUUAGAACUCGGUGCUUUCAAUGCCAGGGCAUGGGUUCGAUCCCUGGUUUGGGAACUAAGAUCCUGUUGAAACCGUGUAACUCAGGUUGGGACUUGAACCCAUGGUCUUUUAACUGAGAUCACAUACCUGGUCUCAGGACUUAAUGAAGCUCAGGUUCUUGAUGUCUGUCACAGAGAAUUCAGUGAGAGACAAAGUGAUGGGUAAGAAGUGGAUUUAUUAAGAGACAAACACUUCACAGACAGCGUGGGCCAUCUCAGAAGGUGAGAGCGUCACCAGGGCAUGGGCUGGGUAAUUUCAUAGGCUAAUAAGUGGGAGGGGUAUUCCAAUUAUUUUAGGGAAGGGGUGGGGAUUUCCAGACAUUGUGCCCCCUGCCCACUUUUUGACCUUUAUGGUCAGCUUUGGAACUGUCAUGGUGGCUGUGGGUAUGUCAUUUAGCUUGCUGAUGUGUUACAGUGAGCAGGUACUGAGGGCUCAAAGUCUAGUGGAAGUCAAUUCAUCCUCCAUGUUGGACUCAUUUGGUUCUAAUCAAUUUAUGUCGAGUCCUUGGGCUAAGGUUGUGCCUUGCCCCCAUCCCUCCUAUUUCACCAGCAAGCCAUGUGGUACAGCCAAAUUAAAUAAAUAAAUAAAUAAAUUUGAAAAGUAGAUCCUUAAAAAAAAAAAAUUAGAUCCUGGGACUUCCCUGGUGGUGCAGUGGUUAAUAAUCUGCCUGCUAAUUCAGGGGACAUGGAUUCGAGCCCUGGUCCGGGAAGAUCCCACAUGCCAUGGAGCAACUAGGCCAGAGUGCCACAACUACUGAGCCUGUGCUUUAGAGCCUAUGAGCCACAACUACUGAGCCCACAUGCUGCAACUACGGAAGCCCACUUGCCUAGAGCCCAUGCUCCACUACAAGAGAAGCCACUGCAGUAAGAAGCCCAUGCACUGCAAUGAAGAGUAACCCCCGCUUUCCGCAACUACAGAAAGCCCAUGCAGCAACAAAGACCCAAUGCAGCUGAUAAAUUAAAAAUUAAUUAAUUUUUAAAAAACCUGAACUUUAGGGGAAAAAAAAGUAGAUCCUACAAGUUUUUCAUCACAAGAGCAAAAAAAAAAAGGUCAGCUUUCCUCAGCCUCUGGGAGCCUGAUGUACCAUCACAACUUAGGCCAGCUUCCUAGAGGAGCUGAGUAUAUAGACAACGGAAUGCCUCAGGGAACCCUGCCCUUCUGCCUGAAUGUUAAACUGAAGUGUCUCUGUUCAGUUCUCAGGCGGACCAUCUACCCUGCCCACCUGUGAAUGGCUACAAGAAAGGAGAAAUUAACACAUCCCUCACCAAGGCUGGUCAUUCCAGAUGUUUUGCAAGACUGAUGGCCCUUUUACUUUACUUCCCUGCCACCUCUCCCUGUCUAUUCUACCUUUUUACUUUACUGCCUCUCCCUUUCUGAUUCUAUAAAAGAAACUGGCAUCCAUAGCCCCAUAAGAUGGUUUUUCGGAGAUGCUAGCCUGCCAUCUUCUUCGUCUGCCGGCUUUCUGAAUAAAGCCAUAUUCCUUGCCUCAACACCUCAUCUCCGAGUCAUUGGCCUAUCACGUGGUGAGCAGAGGGAGCUUGGAGCCAAGGUAACACUUUGGCUCCAUCUUUUAUUAACUACUUGAUGACAAAUAAGCUACCUCCCACCUCAGAGCCUGUUUGCUUAUCUGUGAAAUGGAGAUAAUGUGAAGAUAUCACAAAGCACUCUAAUGAGUUUAUAUGCCUAGAUGGACUCUUGGGCUUACCUCAUUGUCAAGUGAGGUCCAAGAGACUCUGGCUGGACCUGAAGAAUCAAAAGUAUAGGACCAAGCAGACCUGGGAGAAUUGUGGAUGAAAGCACAUCCCAGGCUGCCAUCCCACCUGAGGCCUGCUGCCUCCCUCCCUGACCUCCACGGGAUUUUGCACGUGAACUAUGUCAAGGUAAAAAUGUCUCUGACCACUGUGGUCACCAGCAGCUGAGGGUUUGGGGCUGAGCAAGCCAGAGGAGUAGCCAACAAUAGGGAGGAGGGGAGCUCAGGCUCAGUCUAUAAGGAAUUAAGUCAGAGCUUUUUGGCAGUGCCCAGUUCUGUGCCUACCUAGUCACAUGCCCCUCUGGUCUUGCUGUAACAGGGAAGAGCAAGAUCUGACUCCACGUUGGAUCUGUUUCUUUAACUUUUGCUUUUCAUCGUUUUAUUUUAAAAUUAAUUAAUUUGUUUGUUUAUUUAUUUAUUUAUUGGCUGCAUUGGGUCAUGAUUGCUGCGCACAGGCUUUCCCUUCCUGGACCAGGAAUUGAACCCCUGUCCCCUGCUUUGGCAGGUAGAUUCUUAACCACUGCACCACCAGGGAAGUCCCUUUGUUGCUUUUGUUAUUAUAAUCAUACAUAAUGGCCUGCCUCAGGGAACCCUGUCCCUCUGCCUGAAUGUUAAAGUGCCUUUGUUCAGCUCCUGGGAAGACAAUCUGACCCUUGCCCACCUGUGAAUGGAUGCAGAAAAGAGGAAAUUAACACAUCCCCUCCCUGAUGCUGGCCAAGCCAGGAGAUAUUUUGCAAAAUGAAUGGCCUUUUUACUUUACUUCCUCACCUCCCCCUUGCAGUUCUAUAAAAGAAACUGGUAUGCAAACACUGACAAGAUGGUUUUUGUGUAUGACACUAGUCCACUAUCUUCUUGGUCUUCUGGCUUUCCAAAUAAAG